Molecule: messenger RNA, 1596 nt
Organism: Peronospora farinosa
Lineage: Eukaryota; Oomycota; Peronosporomycetes; Peronosporales; Peronosporaceae
Source: the annotation of a GenBank genome assembly
AUGACGCGUCGGCUUCGUCGUGGUGACGGCGCUGCCGUGUUUGCUCUGCUAUGGGCUGCUUCGUGUGUGCUCCUCGUAAUUAUGCGCUUCUCAUCGCACAAUUCUGCAGUCUCCAAGCUUUCGGACGUCCCCAAGUCGCGAGUAUUUGACGAUAGAAAUUUCAUUUCUAAUACGAAUCUUAGCACCCACGCGACGCUGUCGCUGGUCGAGUCAUUGCCUGUGGGGGAUUUUGAAUUAUCUUCCAGUGUCCUACAGACAUUUGAGGUCCUUAUACGCCAUGUAGAGACAGUGACGACGUCGAUUGACCUUAGUGCAAUGUACUGGAAUUUAUUAGGAGAAGAAGACCGAAGAAUUUAUUCCGAGUUAGAAAUGUCUAAAUUUGGAGCUCGUCGAGGUAGAAAUUUACUAUUUGCGUUACGAGACGCAGCGCAACGAGGGGUCAAAAUUCGAAUUUUGACCACAUCAGGGCUAGGGGGAAUCGAAACGACGUCAUUACCGCAUGAAGUACAAAUGUUGAAGGAUAUCGCCCCUCAAAAUGUUUACGUGCGAUGCUGGAAUGGUCCUGAUUGGUAUAAAAGUGGUAUUUUACAUCACAAAUUCUGGAUUUUUGAUACACAACAUGUGUAUAUUGGUAGUGCCAAUAUGGAUUGGAAAUCAUUGGCUCAAGUGAUGGAAAUGGGCGUGAUGAUGGAAAAUUUAGCACCAAAGUCAAUGGUCAUUCAAGAUAUUCAACGAUUGUUUGAAACUUGGUGGAUAUUUGCAUCAUCCGAGUUGCUGCCUCCCAAGACGGCCACGUACUUUUCGGAAAAGUUUCAACAUGAACUGCAAGUGCCUGCGUGGUCGCUGUAUUUACCAGAAGAGAAGAGAAGGGAGGAUCCAUUUGUAAAAGCUGGUUUAUUAGCGAUGGGAAACAUUUCACAUCAAUUACAAACGUCAUUUCGUACUGAGAAAAACAUGUUGACUCAUUCACAGAUGUUUGUCUCGGCGGCUCCGUUGGAAGCAACGGCUGCUCAUUCGCGAACUUUUGACGAAGAUGCACUAGUGUACACGAUUCGGUCGGCGAAAUCGUUUGUUAGUCUCAGUGUCAUGGACUUUGCGCCGUUCUCAAUGUAUACGCCAGGACCUUUGUACUGGCCAGCUCUCACUGAUGCGCUACUUGCAGGGAUCUACAGCAAACCUGAACUACAAGUGCGACUGCUGAUCAGCCAGUGGCAGCAUACCAGCCCUCAAUUGCUGGAAGCUCUUGCCACGUUGCAGAAGCAGGCAAAGUUGUGUCACCAUAUGCACGCUCAAUGCUCUGGAAGACUUGAGAUUAAGAUUUUUCGUGUACCCGGGUGGCAAAACACGACAUCUAGUGCCGACAAAAAAGCCUCGUGGCCUUCGUACACUCGCGUGAACCAUGCCAAGUACAUUGUCACGGACACGCGUGCGAAUAUAGGCACGAGUAACAUGGAAUGGGGGUACUUCUACACCACAGCAGGAGCCAGCAUCAACACAAACCACGAGCCGACACGAAAAGCACUCGAAAACGUGUUUGAGAGAAAUUGGAACUCGAGCUAUGCUCAACCUUUGGACGAUGUUUUGGUUGAGCUUUGA